This is a messenger RNA of Owenia fusiformis, 1410 nucleotides long. Lineage: Eukaryota; Metazoa; Annelida; Polychaeta; Sabellida; Oweniidae. The record is from the annotation of a GenBank genome assembly.
AUGUUUUGGUUGCUGCUUUAUCUAUCAUUGAAGAGUAUAGACUGUGGCACAGCUCCACCACAAUUUUGCAGUAGUGAUACAAGACCACUUGGUGACGCCAUCAAUGAAUUUGCAUUAAACUUGUACCAACAGAUGCUGUCUGAUUUGACCGAUCCAGUGAAUGACAAUAUAUUCUUCAGUCCAUUUAGCAUCUCAACAGCACUAGCGAUGACAUACCUUGGAACUGCAGGAAAUACUGCUACAGAAAUGAAAGACGUGUUGAAGUACCCAGCAUGUGUCCACCCUUUGUUCAAGGCUCUCCUUACGGCCUUGAAUGUACCAAAUAAUGACUACACAUUGAAUGCUGCUAACAAUCUAUUCCCCGAUGAUGGUUUCAUGAUUGAGCAGGAGUAUCGAAACAAUGUCAUACAGUUUUACUUUGCAACCCUUAAAGAGCUUGAUUUUGAAAACAACAGUACUGUGGCGAGAGAAUACAUUAAUGAAUGGGUCUCAAACCAUACAGAAGAAAAAAUCCCAGAGCUUCUACAAGAGGGAGAUGUCACAGCUCUUACAGUGCUCUUCUUGGUCAAUGCAAUUUACUUUAAAGGUGACUGGCUUAACAAAUUCAAUCCAGACCUAACAGAGCCUGCAACCUUUCAUGUUAGUCCUUCAAAUCAGAUUCAAGUUGAAAUGAUGUACAACCAGAGCACAUACAGGUAUUAUGAAGACAACACAUUAAACGCUCAGCUGUUGGAGCUACCAUAUGCUGGAGAGGACAUCAGUAUGAUUGUUAUCCUUCCAAAUGACCUAGAUGGCUUGAGUAGUCUAGAGGCAACCUUGAAUCCGAUUAACUUAAAAGCUGCAUUGAACGAGCUCUUAUAUCCUCGUAGUUCUACUCACACAAGUGUACAAGUAUGGUUACCUAAAUUUGAGAUGAAGUUGCGUUAUAAGCUGAAGGAAUACCUCCAAGCACUUGGAAUGGUCGAUGCAUUCAAUUUCGGGGCAGACUUCUCACCUCUUUGUGGAUCUUGUGGAGUGUUCAUCAGUGCAGUCAUUCAUGAGGCAUUUGUUAAAGUGAAUGAAGAAGGGACAGAAGCCACUGCAUCAACUGGAGUAGUCAUCAACAGAGGCAUCAAGUUGUUUAAGGCCAACCAUCCAUUUAUAUUCUUAAUUCGGCACAAAAAGUCAGGGACCAUAUUGUUUAUGGGGCGUGUUACCACACCAAAUGAUUCUGGAACUUCCAACCAAUCGUGUUUGACAAAGAUACCCUGCCCCAAAAAAAGAAAAGGUAAACUAUCACGAUGCUGUGGAUGUAAAUACAUGUUUGCUGAUCCAAAAACAAAGCGGAUCAUGACCCCCAAGGCUAUGAUGAGGAAAUACAAAGGACGCAAAUGUUUGGAGGGAUGCAUUCACAGAAAGUGUAUUCCAUGA